GAGAUCGUCGUCGUCGUCACCUCGUUCCAAACCUUUUCAUAUCAUCGCCUCCAUCCACAACGACAACACUCGACCCGAAGCCGACCGCCAAGAAUCGCACUAUCACAUUCACUUGACCUCGUAAACUAAUCACGACCAACGCAAAACAAAAUGGACCGAAUCAAGGAGAAAGUCAACCAGCUCAGCGCCAAGGUCGAGACGGCCGAGAAGCGUGCCGAAGAGGCUGAAGAGGCCAACAAGAACUUCAAGCAAACCAUCCUUCAACAAGAACAAGACAUCACCUCUCUCAAACGACAGCUCGAGGUCGCCCAGACCAGCUUGGACGAGACCGAGACCCGGUUGGAUUCUUACAAGACGAGGGCGGACGAGGGUGAGAAUCACAAGACGACGGGGGAGAACUUGACCAGAAAGGUCGCCAUGCUGGAGGAAGAAUUGGAGAGGACCGAGCGAGAGUUGAAGGAGACUCACGAAAAGCUUCGAGUCACCGACGUCAAGGCGGAACACUUUGAGCGUGCUGUGACCCGAGCGCAGGAGGAGAGGGACGAGCUCGAAAAGAAGCUCGACGAGGCCAACUUGAAGCUCAAGGAGAGUCAGACCGAGUUGGAGGCUUUGGUCACCGCCAUGGACGCUCUAGUGAGUUCUAUUACAAUCUCGACUGUGGUCCUGCGAGCAAUUGGCUGA
This is a messenger RNA of Filobasidium floriforme, 681 nucleotides long. RefSeq names its product tropomyosin. The record is from RefSeq and is a predicted model, not a curated record. The transcript is spliced from 5 exons. NCBI's taxonomy places the organism in Eukaryota, Fungi, Basidiomycota, Tremellomycetes, Filobasidiales, Filobasidiaceae. The coding region runs from base 151 to 681 and encodes 176 amino acids.